Molecule: messenger RNA, 786 nt
Organism: Panicum virgatum (switchgrass)
Lineage: Eukaryota; Viridiplantae; Streptophyta; Magnoliopsida; Poales; Poaceae
Exons: 2
Coding region: 41-478 (145 amino acids)
Source: RefSeq, a predicted model, not a curated record
UUCUGACAUCCCUGUUUACGGAAAACUGCAUUUCGAGCCAAUGCCGCCUGAGGUGCUGGGUGACGGAGGCAUGCCUCUGGGAUUGUUCAAGGGGCUCGAGAUGUGUCAACCCAUAAUCAGCUUGCAUGAUGAUGAUGAUGGCACUGUUUACUUCAUGGUCAAGAAGAACCGCAUGGAUAACAAGGCUUGGGUGAUUGCUGUGGACAUGCAGAACAACACAUUACAAGGGGUGGCUGAGUUUGCUGCAGGAAGAACUUUUGGCAUGAGUAUCACCUUUAUGCACAGCAUGAUAUCCAGACAUCUGACAACAGCUCCAGAAGCGAAGGGAAACCUGAAACGACCAGGGACAGUGUUGCUGGGAUCAUCUAACAAGAUGCCUCGUGGGUUCUGGAUGUCAAUGCCACCCCGGGACGAUGAUCAAGAACAACACGAUGCUGAAACGCAAGGAAAUGAGGAUAUGAUUUUGGACGGAGGCUAGUGUGCAGAAUGAAAUAGUUAUAAGGGUUUGUUUAUUGGAUAAAGUCUAUUUAUGCCAUCCAACUAUGGCCCGAGUUUGAUUUUAGCCAUGCAACUCCAAAACCGGAUAUCCUUAACCAUCCAAAUAUCAAAACCGUUCACAUUUGGCCAUCCAGUGAUUUUGCUAAGUAGUUUUGGUGAUGUGGUUGACACGUGACAGUGGGGCCCACAUGUCUGCUCAUUUUCCUCUCUUCUCACUCCGUUUCUUCUCUCCCUCCCCUGUCUCUCUUUCCCGCAACCGCUGUCGGACCAACUUGGCCCCGACCUGCU